Rubroshorea leprosula is the source of this 811-nucleotide messenger RNA. The record is from the annotation of a GenBank genome assembly. NCBI's taxonomy places the organism in Eukaryota, Viridiplantae, Streptophyta, Magnoliopsida, Malvales, Dipterocarpaceae.
AAUUUAUUUUCCCAAUUAUAAGCUUCAAAAAGAUGAUUGACGGCGUUUCUGAAAGAUUGGAAACUGGACUUUCUAGUCGCCCUUUUGGAUUAACGUGGCUACUUCCUGAACGGUUUUCUACUUCUGAGAUAGGACCAGAAGCAGGUUUUGUGAUAUUUGGGUAACACUUAGCUACUUCUUGUUCACGUAGAAAUCUUUGAUAAAAUUUUCCUUUCUUCUUACAACCGAUCAUCUGAUUGGUUGUUAAGAAAUUAGAGGAAAGAAAAUAAAAUUAACAUGUUAUAUGUUAUCAUUUCAAUAGCUUUUCAUCGCUUUUUGCUUGAUUGGUUCUGUUAUUGAGUCUGUUAGAGUCAGGUACUCUUUGCUUGCCUUUUACCAAUAAAAAGGACUGAUAAUGGUUUUUUUUUUUUUGUCAUAUCUUUCCGCCCCUGAUCAUUAUAUUUUAUUUAAGGUAUCCUGAGAUGGUUUUUUUUUUCUCUUUUCUUUUCUUUUCUUUUCUUUUUUUAUUUUUAUUUUUGAAUUUCCUUUUCAGUAACUACGGUUUUAGGCAUAAUCACUGCCAAUGUUUUCAAAACCGGACCGGUUAUUGAACCGUUUUUAGGUUUGGUUCUCGGUUUGACCGGUUCAACCGGUUGAACCGGUGAACCGGCUGGUUCAAACAAUAAGGAAGGUUUGAUGAGAAGAGCAAGCUAUAGGCAUGGAUUUUUUUAUUUGGUGUUGAUAAUUUUGUAAUUUUGUUAAAGUUAAAGGUUAAAAUGGGUAUAAGAAAGGAAUGGGAAGGGUGAAAUUGGAAAAAAUUGAAAGAAGAUUG